CCCGGCAACAACGGCAACGAGAGGCAGGAAUCCACCCGCUCUUCAUUCACUCGUUUAUUUCUACCUCUAAUCCUUUAUUCCUCCUCUGCUGCUGCUUCCCUUCAUCCCCUCUCUCUCUCUCUCUCUCUCUCUCUCUCUCUCUCUCAGAGUUAGAGGAGGAGGAGGAGGAGGAGGAGGAGGAGGAGGAAGGAGGGAGGAGGAAGGGGUGGGGAGGGAAAGCAUUGCGAUACUGCAGGAACAGACUGAGGAGCUACAGGAGAGAAGAGAGGGAGAGGAGGAAGGAGGAGGAGAAAAUCAGAAAGGAAGAAGAGAGGUAGAAUGGACAAAAGGAGGACAAAUAAAGGAUGGAAAAAAGAGACAAGAUUAGGUGAAGUGAGAGGAAAAGGGGGGAUAAAGGAAGAGGAAAGAGGUUAAGAUAGAAGAAAAGAUUAAAGUAAAGGUAGAAAAAAGAGGUGGAAGGGAGGGAAAAAGAUCAAAUGACAGGAAAACAGCAGGAGGAAUAAGGAAUAAAGGACUGGGAGGAUGAAAAAGAGGUAGACAAAGUGAAGAAUAGAAAGAAAACCGGAGCAAGAACGGAUGCAGGGAUCUAUAUUUGGGGUUUUCUGGUGGAGAUCUGGUGCAGCGUUUGGCUUGAGGAUGCAGUCGGAUACAAACUGAACUAAACAUCCACAAUCCUCUGAAGGACUUCCCUCCGUUUCUUUGUGGAUGAUGUUUCAACAGGAACUCAACUCGUUUUUCCCUGAAAACUUCCAGCUGGUCGGACCGACUCCGAUCCAGCAGACUUCCUGUCAGAGAUGAAACACGAGGACGCAGACGGACAGAAAUGGAAAGUUUACUGACGUGUGAAGAAUGAAGCGAGACGGACGUUGUUUUUAUUGACGAAUGGACUGAAACCUGUUGGAAUAUUAGCAACAAAUUCCCUGAGAGGUUUGGUGGGAAGAACUCUGGUCAGAGACUUUACAGAUGAUCAAAGGAGUCACUGAUGGGAGGACGGAGAUAUUUUAAAGGCAGAUUUGGGCUGUUGGAUGUAUUUUUGAUUGACGGACUGAGGAAAGUCUUGGAAAACUCCCAAAUUCUGAAAAUAAGCUUUACGGAUACGUUAAAAUUUAAGUGAUUCGAGUAAUUUUAAUUGACAACCAAAUGAUGUCUUGGAGGAAUUUCCUGAAGGCUUUGGUCAGGAAUGACUUCAGUCACUAAGACAGGACUUUACUGUGCAUUUCAGAGGUUACUGGUGGACGGAUGUAGAGUUCACUGAUCUUUUACGGAUAAAUCAAUAUAGGACGUUUGUUGGCAGACGUACAAAUAAAUUUGGUUGAUGAAAUGAGCAAAACUCCCAUAUGCCCAUAGGUCUUGGAUGAGGAAGAUAGUACAGUUUAGAGAUAUUUUAAGGAUACAUUUGGACCGUUGGUUGGUUUUGAAUUGCGGAAAACUCUAAAUUCUCUUUUUGGUGAGAAUGAAACUGAAAUAAGGAUACAGCUGCAGAAACUGCUUACCGAUACAUAAAAGUUUAAGGGUUAUAAGUAGUUUGGAUUGCUGAACAAAGAAAAGUCUUGGCACACUCCCAGAUUUCCUCAGUAAUUUGGUGACAUAGACUCGAAUAACCAAGACAUCACUUUACAGAUGAAGUUAUUGAUGGAUGGGAGCUCAGUUUACUGAUACAUUAAGAGUGAAUCGAUACCCUCUGAUGUUUGUGAGACUGAAACCUGUUGGAAUAUUUUAAGGAAAUUCCUUGGUGAGACAAUGUAAUGAUUUAGACUUCCUCACUGGAUGCAUGGACAGAUUAAAGAUAUUAUCCUACUGGAUGUUUGUUGUUGAAGACAUAGAUUUGAUUGAGAAGAUUUUUGGUGAGAACACAAAGAUACAUCAAGAUAAACAAAUCAUAUAUUAAAAAUAAGUUAUUUGAAAAGAAAGAAAUACGGAUCACCAUCAAAAUCUGUCCUGGAACAACUAAUUCAAUCAGAUUCUGACAGGAUUCCUUUGGAUACUUGUUGCUAUGAAACAUUGUUUCAGAUUUUGGAUUGAAAAACUGGUCUAAACCUCCUAAAAUGCUCCUUGAACCUUUGUGAAGCUGUCUGAGUUUCUUUUCACUGGAUAACGCUUCAUCUCUGACUUGUUUUAUCCUGAAAAUCUUAAUUUUCCGAUCCAGCUCUGGCUCCACAUGCUGCCAUGUUGCACAAUCAAACACAACUUUCAUCGCUGUUGCCGCUCAGCCUCGAUGGUAUUCAUCAGGUUUCCUUCCUGUAGAGUUGUGAUUCUCCGUUCUUGUUGGAUUAAAUCUGGUUGUUUUACGAUGGUGAAUGAGGACGAGUUUGGACCUGGUUCCUCUUCAAGGAGAAGAACUUUGAGCAGAUAAUGGAUUGGAAGGAACUGGCGGCUCAGAAGCUCAGUCUGUCCCGCAGGAAGAAGUCCCAGCCGGGCCCCGCCUCUCCACCCAGUGAGGCCCCGGGGCCCCUGGUCUACACUGGUGGCUUUAGCGGCGCCCUGCAGCUCUCCCCGCCCGCAGUCCCACCAUGCCUCCUCCGGGCCGGGUCAAAGGUCAAGGACGCGCCGGGGAUGGGGAAGGUCCGAGUGAUGGUCCGGAUCUGUUCGGUGCGCAGCAGUGAGUCCUCAGAGUCCAUGUCCCCGCUCAAAGUGGACGGCAGGAAGAAGCAGCUGACUCUCUGCGAGACGUCCGCCAGCGGACUCUCCGCCGCUGCCCCGAGGCGCUCCUCGACCUCUGCUCCAAAGACCUUCAUGUUCGACGCUGUCUUCUCCCAGGAUGCUUCACAGGCUGAGGUGUGUUCGGGGACGGUGGCUGAGGUCAUCCAGUCGGUGGUUAACGGAGCGGACGGCUGCAUCUUCUGCUUCGGACACGCUAACCUGGGUAAGACGUACACCAUGAUUGGUCGGGACUGCUCCACCCAGAGUCUGGGCGUGGCUCCCACAGCCGUCUCCUGGCUGUUCAAGGUGAUCGAGGAGCGGAGGGAAAAGUGUGGAGCUCGUUUCUCUGUCCGAGUGUCCGCCGUGGAGAUUUCCGGUCGGGAGGAGACGCUCACCGACCUCCUGGCUGAACCCUCCUCCUCCUCAGCUGGGGGCCACCAGGAGGCCUCGGGGCCUGUGGUCUCACUGCAGGAAGACCCCCUCUGUGGAUCUCAGCUGCAGAACCAGACGGAGCUGCGGGCGACCAACGCAGAGCGAGCUGCGUUUUUCCUGGACGCCGCCUUGGCAGCGAGGAGGAGCAGCCGGGCGCCGAGUGACCAGGAGGCUCGGAGGAACUCGCACUUCCUGUUCACCCUGCACCUCUACCAGGAGAGGCUGGACAAGAGCAACAAGGCAGCAGGUCGGUUUGUCUUGUCUGGUCGGAGCCGUCUCCACCUCCUGGAUCUGGGAAGCUGUGAGACGGACAUCAGCAGGACCAGAGAGGGAGGCGGAGGUCAGUGUCUGUCUCUGUCCGCGCUGGGAAACGUCAUCCUCGCCCUCGCCAACGGAGCCAAGCAUGUUCCCUACAGGGACAGUAAGCUCACCAUGCUGCUCAGUGAAUCCCUGGGAAACAUCAACUGUCAAACCACCAUGAUAGCCCACAUCUCAGACUCCCCGGCGAACUACAUGGAGACGCUGACCACGGUGCAGCUUGCCUCCCGCAUCCACCGCAUGAGGAAGAAGAAGUCCAAGUAUGCCUCCAGCUCAUCCGGAGGGGAGAGUUCCUGUGAGGAAGGCCCGUCCCAUCGACCUCCUCAUCUGCGACCUUUCCACCCACGGACCGUGGCCCUCGACCCGGACACGCCUCUGCUGCUCUCCAGCGACCCGGACUAUUCCUCCAGCAGUGAACACUCCUGCGACACCGUCAUCUACGUUGGGCCUGGAGGAACGGCCAUCUCAGACCGAGAAUUAAGCGACAACGAGGGACCACCGUCCUUUGUUCCCAUCAUCCCCUCCCUGAAUAAAAAGCAAGUCAAAGAUGCACCCAGGUCUGAUGGGGAUCACUUCAAGUGUAACACAUUUGCAGAGCUGCAGGAGAGACUUGACUGCAUAGAUGGCAGCGAGGGCCCAGCUGUGUUCGGCACAGAAGGCAAAGCACCACAAGCAGCAGCGCUCAGGACUCAGACUGGAGCCACUAAACCCACAGAGGCAACUUCUCCACCCAAAUCUGAUAAGAACUCCUCCCACGGGUUCUUAGAAAGUACACCAACAACAAGCACAAAUAUACCAGAUCAGGAAAAAUCCAAAUUACCUUCAGCCGGUGGCCUCAUGGACACUUCCAAACGAACUAGUGCAGAUGGGGAGAAACUAUCAGCCCCCUUUCAGCCAUGUGUGGUGAUGUCCAGUGGAUUUUUUUCCCAGGAAUUAGAACCUGUUGUGCGAGAGAAGGUCUACCUCAAAGGAGGUGUACCUAAGCCGUCGGCCUCACCAUCCCUACCCAGGACAUUCAGGGCUGCAUCUCAGCCUAGGGAGGUUGUCGGCAGGACUCCCCCUGUGGGUAUGAGUCAACAAGCACUGAGGCACGACCAACCAGUGGGGUCCCCUAACCCGGAAAGGGUCCCUCAUACAAGCAGAAGCUCCGUGGAGGUGAACGAUCUUCGGGCAACUCUGUUAGGAAGAUGCCUCGACAGGAAUUUCCUGAGGACGACAGUUACACUGCAGCAGCCUGUGGAGCUGAAUGGGGAGGAUGAGCUGGUGUUUACAGUUGUAGAGGAACUUCCUCAUGGCCUCAUCCCCGACAAUGGCCGCCCCUCCAACCUACUCAGCUUCAACAGUGACUGCUCUCAGCAGGCAGUAGCCUCUGGCUCCCGCCCUGUAAGCAUCAUCAGCAGUAUUAACGACGAGUAUGAUGCUUACACAUCUCAGCAAGGAGCUGUGGGACCCAGGGCUGAGGUUGGCACCGCCUGCCAGGAAAGGCUGGUUUCCCAACAUGGCAACAAGCAGUCAGCUGUUGGCUCUUGGCCCAGGGAAGUGAGUGCUGAAUCAUCUGAAAGUGAAAGCAUUCAUUCAAUAAGAAGCCUUUACUUGAGGGACAAAAACAUGUCAGCAGAGAAUGCAUCAACGCUGACCUCGCCAAGUAUAUUUCUUAAACAGCCAUUUUUGCAGCAUGGCAUCAAGAGCUCCCUGAAUGAUAGUGGCUGUUUCUCAGAGCUGGACAGUAACCACGCUACUCCGAACAAACCUUUCUUUACCAAGUGUCCUCCCUCCCCUGACUCAACCAAAGCCUCUCUCAAAGGCUCUCUCAAGAUGAGAGCCAAUACUCUAAACACUUCAGCCCAGAACCCCCAUCACACCGCCCAUUCCAGUCUUCCCAGAAAAACCAAGCCUACCUCAUCUGCAACUGUGAGCUGCAGCAGACAGGAAGGCAGACAUGAUGACUUUUUGCUUCAGGGAAGCAGUGACUUUGAUCCCAGAGAGGUUGAGUUUCUCUCUGCAGGUAAGCCACCAAGAAGUGGCAUGAGUAGUGUUUCCUUUAAGAGGCCCAGAGGAAACAGUAACAGUGUACCUCGACCUCCAAAGGCACAAGGGUCAUCUUCAGCUCAGAGGAUUGUGGAUGGUUGUGAGAGGUUCAGCAGCAGGAGAGGAGACACUCUCAUCAAGCUGCCACGACUCACCCGAGGUGCAACGACUCUAGGAACUGUUUCCAUUCCUCAGAGUUCUGAAUCAAAAUGGGGUCAUGAGGGCACUUCAGUGAUGGGUACCCUGAGGUUUUCGUCCUUGGGAAAAAAGUCAAACGAGCAUAAAAGCAUCGUGAUCUCCAAGUCUGGAUCUGGAAACAUCUCUCCUCCUGCUCCACCUGUCAGACAACCAAGCCAAGAACAAAAGACAAGGACUGCACUAUCUCCAAGUGCCUUAAAAACAAGCAGCGACAUUGGAAAGUCCUCGUUUCCUAAAACAUCAACCUCAGAGGAAGAAUUCAACAUCAGGCUGCAGGCAGAUUCUUUCAGCCACAGGACAUCAAGUGUAAAACCUGAACAUGGCUCUGCCAGGACAACUUCUAGCCUAAAGAUUCGUGGGGCCAAAGCAGAGUCCUCCAGGUACUAUGGCAGUCUGACGUCUCUGGAAAGAUGUGAGAGUCAAACUUUAGCUGGGUCCAAGCAUGAGCUGUUCAGGGAGAACAGUGGUGCUACUUUAGGAGGUAACAGCAGGUGCAACCGAUCAGUGCCACGACUGGGGCUUCCAGCAUCAGCCUCCACAUCUGCUGCUGCUUCUUCCCAAGUUUCUCCUGGUGUCUUUGCAACUACAAGCAAACUAGGGCAGGUCAAAGGCAACAGCAGCUCGCGAGCAGCAGUAUCUGGUGGAUCAAAAGUUCGGACCCUGUCUACCAGUAGUUCCAAGAGCCUGAGCACCUCCUCUAAACCUCUUGAUAAUGUAGUUGGUCGCAACACCAGCCUACCUCCAACUAGUAAGUCUCCAGCUCGGUCAGGGACUGGAGCCAAGAUGGGAAGAGGCACCAUCAUGGGCACAAAGCAGGCCAUCAGCAGGGCGGCUAACAGCCGCGUUAGUGAGCUAGCCACCGGGAGCCCGAGGAAGCAGGUCAGCAGGGGGCCCGGAGCAACAGGAAAUGAUGGCACUGACAGUGGGAUGAGUAGUGUCAGCGGGUCGCCAAUCAACACGCCACUACCAUCACCUUACAGCAAGAUCACUGCGCCUCGAAGGCCACAGCGUUACAGCAGUGGGCACGGCAGUGACAACAGCAGCAUCCUCAGUGGGGAGCUGCCCCCCGCCAUGGGUCGCACUGCCUUGUUUUACCACAGUGGGGGGAGCAGCGGCUAUGAGAGCAUGAUCCGAGACAGUGAGACCACUGGCAGCACUUCAUCAGCUCAUGACUCCAUGAGCGAGAGUGGAGUGUCCUCGUCCAAUAGAAGCAGAGUUUCUAAAUCGCCCAAGAAGAGAGGAAAUGGUUUCCAGCGGCGGCGUCUGAUUCCAGCUCCCCUCCCGGACACCUCCUCUCUGGGCAGGAAGGUGGGGGGUCAGUGGGUGGACCUGCCACCGCUGGGCGGCUCCCUGAAGGAGCCCUUCGAGAUAAAGGUGUACGAGAUCGACGACGUGGAGCGCCUGCAGAGGAGGAGGGAGGUGAUGACGGGGUCAGAGCAGCCCUUCCAUGACGUGGAAAAGGGUCUGCUGUACUUUAACGCCCGGCUGAGGAUGCUGGAGAAGAGGCAGCAGCAGAUCAGAGAGCUGAAGAGCAAACACGAGAGGCUGAAGGUGGAGCUGGAGGAAGCCAAGAGCCGGCUGAUGCUGGACCCGAGCAAAUGGAGCGGAGAGUUUGACGUCGACCAAGACCUGGACCGGGAGUCCCAGGAGUACCUGGAGGCUCUGGCUCAGGCCACGGCGGAGUUGGAAUACUGCGUCAACCUCUGCAAGUCCCGCGUCAUGAUGGAGACCUGCUUUGACAUCGCCGUGACGACAGCCACCACCGCCACACAGGGAGGGCAGCAAGAAGUGGAGGUGUAAGAGGAUUCUUAAAAGAGCUGGAUACUGCCCCGCCACUGUGAGUCCGCCCCAGCGGUCCCUCCCCUGACCCACCACAGACCGCCGUUAUAAGAGUCUGACAGGACGUCCACAGUGGCGAUGAUUACUGUCUGUAUCAUCUGUGUGGAGCCAUGUUGAUCCCAGUGAAAUAUCUACAACAACAAUUGGACGGAUCACCGUGAGGAUAUCGUUAUCUCUGAUCAAUAAACCAUAAAUCCACAGAAAAAAGACGGUUCUUAUAUCUGCAGAACCUUCAUGUUUCCUUCAGUGUCACAGGAAUCAGCUGGGGAGACAUCUGAGGAGCAUUUACAGGGUCUCGUUCUCCAGAUAGGCUUUAAUUACCCCUUCAUAAGCCCCGCCCCUUCCUGCUCUGUGCUCCAAUCAUGGCUGAGCAAGAUAUGCUAUAUGCUAAGCUAAUUUACGCUGAAAAGACAACCACAUUUUGAAGAUGGUUAAAAGAUAAGACACAUAUAUAUAUUCACGUCUUAAGUUAGAUAAUGUUAGCAAAAUGCUAGCUAAUUAGCUAGUGAAUCUACAUCAAUCAUUAGCUAUUGAGUUACGUUGCUAGUUAUUAGCUAGCUAUUGAUUGAUUAGUAAUCUAGUUAGCCAACAUUAGCUAACUUAAGAUGUGACUACGUGAUAUACACUACUCACAAAAAGUUAGGGAUAUUCGGCUUUCGGAUGAAAUUUCAGAAUGUACAUAAAAUACACUAUAACCUUUCCAGGUGAUCGUAAUUUAACUUUCUACUUAAAUGACCUACUUUCAUGAUAUAAUAUCACUGUAGCAUCAACUUUUUACAUUUUCAUUAAAUUUCACCCGAAAGUGGAAUAUCCCUAACUUUUUGUGAGUAGUGUAUUUAUUUGAUCUUUUAACAUUUUUCAAAAUGUGGUUUUCAACAGAUAACAGAUUAGCUUAGCAUAUAGCAUAUCUACAGGAAGCACACUUUUUGCCUCAGGAUGGUGAAGUCAUGAUGAGCCCUACUCUCUGAUUGGUUGGUACUCGUAGCCUUUGUUGGUUUGGUUGGUUCCGUUUAGGCAUGAGGAGUGGGAUUGGUCAGGGUUAGCCAAUCAGAGCCGUGACUUCACCAUCCUGGGAAAUAAAAUACACGAAAUGAGAAAGUGGAUCAGCUUCCAAACGAUGUAGGAAGGGUCAAUAGUUUCUGUUGUCAUACUGGUUCUCAAAUAGCCUUUUAUGUAGAUGUUGGCAUGUUAGCAUCUAUAAGAUUAGCGGCGUUUUUUACUAUUUUCACACAAAAGAUUCAAACAGGAGUUGAAGGAGGGAGCAGGAGGCUCAUCCAGAUUACACUCACUGACCGGAGGCUGUGUAAUGUGUGAAACAUCCCAACAGACCAACAGAGGACACCCUGCAGUAUCCAGUUCUUCUAAAACGUCACUUUAUCCAACAGCUCUGGACACAGGAAGUAAAGACAGGACGCGUUGGUGACGAGUUUCUGAAGACACAUCUAACGUUUGUGGAUUCAUUUGAUGUUUGUUCUCUCUGGAGACGUCUGGAGGAACUCCCUGCUGGUCCUGGAUCAGAUUAAUGAGGAACAGGUCUCUAAAAGGAUGAAAGCUCUGGAAGUGCCUUUAUAUUUAUUAUACCUAAUUUAAUACGUUGAUGAAGUUGAAGUAUUAUUUUCCUUAUUUAUGAUGUUUUUUUCUACUUAUCAUGUCUGUUUUUAUGGUGCUGAUCUUAAAGGAAACUACUAGAUCUGUUAUGCAAAGAGAAGAUAUUUGGAGUAGACGCUGUGUUUAUGUGAUAAGAAGGAGGGAAGAUUGCAAACCUCAGUCUCUGCCUUCGUCAUACUGGAUUCAUUCGCUGGCUUUGACACCAACACUGACUCAGACUUUCUCUCAGAUUACAAAUGUCUGUCUGUCUGUCUGUCUCGUGGAGGAUCAGGAGCUCUGGACUCUUUCUGUGUGAGUUUCUUUCUAUAGAAGGUUCCUUAAGGAACCAGGUUGGGAACCAGAGCUCUGAGCGAGCUCCUGGCAGCGAUACGAGGAAGAGUUCCAACAUCUCCUAAAGGAGCUCGCUCUUCCUCCUCCUCUUUCUCCUCCUCUUUCUCAUUCAAACAAAGUCAGCAGACAAAGGAUUUUUUAUUUUAGAACAUUUCUCUAUUUCCAUUUUUUACCUUUUGAGUCUGUCCUCCUCCUCCUCCUCCUUCUCCUUCUCCUCCUCCUCCUCCUCCUCCUCUUCCUCCUCCUCGGGCUCUUUUUGAAGUGCAUGAAAACAUUUUUUGUCGUCCUGCGUUCAGUUGUUGACGAAGAGAAACACAGUUUUUAAUAUUUGACCUUUAACGAUGUAUUCAGACUGUUUUUAUUUGUUUUGUUACUGUACAGUUUUAUAAUGAUUUCUAAAGAAAAGACGAGAUGUGAAAGACGAGUGGAUCAUAAAUGUUAAUAAAGAUAAAGUUCAGUUA
This is a messenger RNA of Dicentrarchus labrax (European seabass), 9854 nucleotides long. RefSeq names its product kinesin family member 26Aa (gene kif26aa). The transcript has 13 exons. The coding region runs from base 2353 to 7416 and encodes 1687 amino acids. Gene Ontology annotation, molecular function: microtubule motor activity; microtubule binding; ATP binding. Gene Ontology annotation, biological process: microtubule-based movement. The record is from RefSeq and is a predicted model, not a curated record. NCBI's taxonomy places the organism in Eukaryota, Metazoa, Chordata, Actinopteri, Moronidae.